This is a messenger RNA of Archocentrus centrarchus (flier cichlid), 3454 nucleotides long. RefSeq names its product brain-enriched guanylate kinase-associated (gene begain). Gene Ontology annotation, cellular component: synapse. Bases 83 to 2122 code for a protein of 679 amino acids. The record is from RefSeq and is a predicted model, not a curated record. The transcript has 7 exons. NCBI's taxonomy places the organism in Eukaryota, Metazoa, Chordata, Actinopteri, Cichliformes, Cichlidae.
UGAGCCACCUUAUCCUCAUCUGGCUUCCAGUGGAUGGAGCAACCCCUGCCCUGUCUUCAAAUGGCCAGAGCAGUUUCCUAGAAUGUCCUACAGGUCUACCUCAUUGCCCAGACCUCUAAAUGUUACUGAAUCUGAUGGAGAGAUGCAGCAUGACACAAGCUCAUUUCAUGAUCACAAGGAUGACCUACGUAAGCGCCUGUCGUACACCACCCACAAACUAGAGAUGGUGGAAUCUGAGUUUGACUCCACUCGGCAGUACCUUGAGACAGAACUGCGCCGGGCCCAGGAGGAACUGGAGAAAUUUACAGAGAAGCUGCGCAGGAUCCAGAGUAGCUAUGCAGCUCUUCAGAGGAUCAACCAGGAUUUGGAGGACAAGAUACAUAGGGCGUCACAGCACCAUGAAGAGGAAAAGAGAGCCCUCAGCCGGGAAAUCAUUGUUCUCAACAACCACCUCAUGGAGGCGAAGAUCACCAUUAAUAAACUCAGAGAGGACAACGACUUGUACAGGAAAGACUGCAAUCUGGCAGCUCAGCUGCUGCAGUGCUCCAAGUCUCACUACAGAGCACACAAGAUGUCUGAGCUGCCACUGGAUUUCCAGGAACGCAUCAGUUCCCUCGUGGAAAAACAUAAUCAGACUAGUGGAGUCACCAUGGCAAUGUGUCACUCAAAUUAUCCUGAUGCAGUCCCCACAGCCAUAAUUGCCAAGGUCUUGGAAAAGCCCGAGCCUGGGAGCAGCUGCCCUGUAACACGUUCAUCCAGCCCGCAGAUGCCAGAUGGAGACUUUCUGACAGGAACAGGGAGCACUGAUCAUCUGAACCGACGCCUUUCUUAUAAGACAUCUGACCUGUACUGCAGCGACACAGCACUCUAUUGCCCUGAACGAUGGCAAGACACAGAGCGUAGACAAAGCGUUGACCUCCACGGCACCGGCCUGCUUCAGCUUCAUGCCCAGAACUCUGUUGACAGCAACCCUGAUGAAGAUGCUUUCCACUCUGGAAGUUUCUCCCACCAUGAACCCCCAUCCUCCUUCCACCACCAUGAUGAGUUCGGUACUGGUAGUCUCCCAGUUUCCAGUUCCUACUCCAGUUUUAGCCUUGCAUCAGAUGAGAAGGGAGGAGUUAGUGGAGGGUGUGAGCGCACUGGGAGCAGCACCUUAUCCUCUUCCCAUCAGGGUCUCUAUAUGGACUGGAGAGAAGGUGGCAGCGGGGACUAUGAGCGCAAAAGCAUUUCCUCUUAUGAUAAAGACAGAUCAAGCUUCUCAAAGUCCCACAGUAUCCAGCACAUGGUGACCCAAAGGAGCCCCCAAAAGGGUGCCUCACCGGCGUACACAAGGACCGCGUCAUGCUUCAGUGAACCAUACCAUUCCAGCACUCCUCGUCUGGCUUCCUCUCACAGCAUGGGAUCCGCAAUUGGACUUGGCCAGGCUCAUGGAGGAACUCUUGACAGCCAGGGUGAUGUCCAGGUGUCUGAGGAUGACCUGAGCAGCCGCUGGAGACAGCUCAGCGUAGAAGACAUCAACACAUUCUCAUCUUCUUAUCGCAACAUUACAGGGCGGGGCUCUCCUUACAGCUUCUCUGAACGCCACUUUGCAAUGGGCCCCUCCAGUAAAGUCAAAGGGUCUCUCUACAGCAGCUUCCAAGAAGGAGAUGGUGUCUUCCACAGUCGGGUGCUGGAGCAGUGUUUUCCCAUGAGUUCUUCUUCUCCCAGCCGCAGUCCCAAGCAUAAGGAUCAUCGCAAGCAGGAGAAAACUUCUAUGCUGUAUAGAGCCAAGGAUGACAGUCAGGACUCUGAAUGCAGUCUGUUCCUCUCAGGGAGCUCUAAAGAAAAGGAGAGCAGCGGGGGAGUGACAGUGGCAAGCAGCACAAAGAAGGACUACGUGAAUCUGAGUGCAGACAGCUCAGCUGAUUCCUUACACCAAAGCUCGCUUGAAGCUUCAAGUCUUCAACACUACCCCAGCCCCAGACCGAGCGUCCGGCCUCGCCCGAGCUCCAGUUCUGCUCUCAGCAUCGGCCCCGCACUCCCAAAGAAGACCUCUCCAAGAUACCAAAAAUUUGGCAGUACGGGACUGACGAGAAAGGACAGUUUGACCAAGGCACAGCUAUACGGUACGCUGCUGAACUGAGUGGAGAAAAAGAUUUUUAUUUUAUGCAUGAUGAUGAUAAUAAUAAUGAGUCCUAACUUUCUGUACUGUUCUGUAUGUCUCCCUGCAGCAAACACUUACUUGGUGUGAUGGGGUGUUCCGAUGUUGUUGUUUUAUGUAUCUUAGCCACGGCACGUUUCACACAGUCUGCAACUUUUUUCUCUAUUGUAAUUCAGUGUAUCUACCUGAGACAAGCUACUCAAUAAGUUUUUGUUUAAGUGAUAAUGAUAUUUAGAGCCACCAGGAUAAAACCACACUCAACAUGAAGAUACUGUGCUAUUUGCUCUUUUUUUUCUGUUUUAAGUACCGUUAGUAAAACCAGCAGAAGAUCAUUAAUGCUUGCUCUAAUAUAUACAGUACUGAAAAUGGACACUGAAGUGUGUGCAAUGAGGUGACUUAAUUCUGCAUGUUUGAGAGAGGUUAUCCAUUAUGUUUUUGGGGCUGCGCUGACUGCAAACUGUUAAAAUGAUUUACCCAUCCUCUAUUUUCUCUCACACAAAUGCAUGUUGUAUAAUGCAUAUAAAUAAGAUGGAAAAACACAUUUCCAGCUAAAACGUUUUUCGAAGAGACAUUAUUUGUAAGCACCCCUUACGAGAAAAGAACAUUCUCCAACUGGCUAAACAAGAGAUUUAAAAAAAUAUGUAUUUAAUUUAAAAUCCAUAUAAUAUUUAAUAGCAAGAUUUCUAUAGUUAAUAGAAUAAUUCCACACUUCUUAAUAAUAAAUCUAAAUUACCUAAUUUAUCAGCUAUAAAAUAUGCCAUUAUACUUAAAAAUAUAUAGAAUUAUUAUUAUUAGAUGAAAUAUACAAAUAUAAUAAAGUAGCCAUUCAGUAAAAGUUACUGCACAGAUAUACAGUAUUGUGCAAAAGUCUUGAACUACCCCUCAUUAUUUUAUAUUUUUCUUUCAAGGAGCCAGACCUCUUGUAAUUUUUUAAAAGCAGUCUUGAGUAAUAGCACUCCAGGCUUUCUGAAGGUCUUUCUAAGUUUUUCUUUGGACAUUGGCUGCUUUUUCACUCAUUUUCAGUCCAUUCCUUGCACCUGACUUAAUCAGAAAGAUACAGAGAGAGGUAGAGCCAUCUGUAAAACAUGGUGGAGGCUCUGUCAUGAUUUUGGGCUGGAUUUCAGCCAGUGGUGUUGUCUCUCUUGUCAAAACUGAUGGAAUUUUGAACAUAGAAAACUACAUUCAGACUUUGGUUCACCAUACAAUACCAUAUGGAAAACAUCUGCUAGGCAAUAGCUUCAUUUUUCAGCAGAACAAUGCUCCCAAACACACUGCCAAUGCAGUAAAAGCAUAUAUGAAUAGAAAAACACUCAA